GAUCAACAAAAACAUGGACACGUGACUGAAUUGAAGUACACGCUGGGGGAAAGUAGCGCCCAGAUCAGGUCAAAAAGAAAUUCGAAAACGAUCAUGACGGCCACGGAUUCGGACUCGGAUACGAAUGACUCUAUCAUCGUGGUGGAACCCGGACCCUCCAGCUCGUCGACUCGACGAUCGGUUAGCAAUCCGUAUUACAACCAGAAAUCCAACGACCUCAAAAAUGACGAUGAUUCUGAUGAAGAGGACGAUAGCGAUGAUAGUGAUGAUGAUGAUGAUGAUGACAGUUUUGACGAUGACACUAACGAAAGUGACGGGGAAACCCAGACGGAAGACUCCUCCAAGCCAGCGGACGAAUCCAUUCCGGCUGAAGACGCCUUGAUUGUGGCUUUACGGCAAGCCAAAGAACAGAAGGAACGCAACGCUCCGCCUGAUAUUACAUUUCGUCGAAGUAAUGUGGCCGAUAUCUCGUUCCAUCCCCAAAAUGACUUGAUCGCCGUGGCUGACAUGGAUGGGCAAAUCACCUUAUUCGAAUAUUCCAACGAAAAGAAUGUGGCCAAAAAGAAACUGCAAAUCCACAAGAAGACGGUUAGAAGCAUGGAAUUUGACUCGUCGGGUCGACACCUUUAUUCGGGUUCGAAGGACCGAUCGUUUAAAAUUACAGAUUUGGAAACUGGCCAAAUCAAGCUCAAAGUAUCCAAGGCCCACGAGAGCCCCCUCAAUCGGGUGCGACCGGUCAACGAAUUCAUUUGCGCUACCGGUGAUGAAGAUGGGAUGGUUAAGUUAUGGGAUCCGAGAAGCGGACAGUCCGUUCUUGAGUGCGACGACUUCACGGAUAUUGUCAAAGACCUCUACGUGGACAAGGAUUGUCGUCUCAUGAUUGCCGCUUCGGGGGAAGGCACGAUUAUGAGCUACAAUGUUCGGGGUAAGAAAUCCGACGUUCAGUCUGAGUUUUAUGAGGGCGAAAUGAAUUGUUUGGCCGUGGUUCAUCAUGACUCCAAAUUGGUCUGUGGAUGCGGUGACAGCCGUUUAUACAUGUACAAUUGGGAUCAAUUUGGUUACCACAGUGCAGACUUUCCUGGGCAUCCCGAUUCAGUCAAUGAUAUGGUAGCUGUGACAGAUAACGUUGUAAUCACCGGUUGUGAAGACGGAACCAUUCGUGCCGUACAUCUUUAUCCUCAUCGCUUCUUGGGUGCGGUCGGACAUCACGAAGGGAACUUUCCUAUUGAGCGGUUGGACGUUUCAUCUACAGGCGAGUUUGUGGCGUCCGUUUCGCAUGACCAGAAAGUUAAAUUCUGGAGUAUUGCCUACUUGGAGAAUAUUGAUUACAACAAAACUAAGAAGCCGUUCUUCAAUCGAAUGAAACACAAAAUCCGACGGAAAGACUUCAAAAUGUUGACAGCCAAGGAGCAAGAACACCAGCUUCCAUCAUCCAACCGGGGAAAUAGCAAGGAUUUCUUUGGAGACCUCUAACAAUACACUGUAGAUUACGUAA
Molecule: messenger RNA, 1495 nt
Organism: Tigriopus californicus
Lineage: Eukaryota; Metazoa; Arthropoda; Copepoda; Harpacticoida; Harpacticidae
Product: WD repeat-containing protein 55 homolog
Exons: 6
Coding region: 94-1473 (459 amino acids)
Molecular function (GO): protein binding
Source: RefSeq, a predicted model, not a curated record